AUGGCGGCGAACAAUCCAAACAGGCGUAGCCUGGACCUCUUCAAUGUCGACCAAGAAGCUGUAGAGAACCUCGACCUCACCUUCCAGGAGGCUCUUCCCGCCAGUGGCAGCAACUUUGCAGAGAUCCCCGACACGCACACAAUCUCAGAAAGCGUCCUCGCCUACCGGGUAGAGAAUGGCAGAACCUACCACGCCUACAAGGACGGGUGGUACCUGCUCCCAAAUGACGCGGAAGAGAUCGAGCGGCUACGCCUGACGCAUGACAUCCUCCGGCGCGCGAUGGGCAACCGCUCCCACCUGGCGCCAUGGACCAAGGACCACUUCCCGCGGCGCGUGCUCGACGUGGGAACCGGGACCGGCGACUGGUGCUUCGACUUUGCCGAGGAGUAUCCCCAAUCCGAACUUAUCAUAGGCACCGACCUGUCGAAUAUCCAGCCAGACGAAGGCCCUCCAAAUGUUCAGUUUAUCAUCGACGACUCCUCGCAGGAGUGGCUUGACGACGACCUGGAUUAUGUUCAUACGCGAGACACCAACGGCUGCUGGGAGGACAUGAGUGCGCAAGUAAUCCAGCAGGCCUUCCAAAAGUUAAACCCCGGCGGCUGGUUAGAGAGCCAGGAAUUCGAUAUUGUGCUGCGCUGCGACGACGGAACCGCUCCAGCCGACCACGGCUUCAGACUUUGGCUUUCAGAGUUGGACCGAAUAAGCCGAGUAGCAGGGAAGCCUUGUGCCAUCACCCCUUGGCUGAAGACAUGGUACGAAGAAGCCGGUUUUGUCGACGUGCAAGAGGAGAUUUUUCGAUUGCCAACUUGUGGAUGGCCCGAAGACCCUGAAGAGAAGAUGAUUGGGACAUGGAUGGAAGAAAUGUUGAACAGCGGAAUCGACGGCAUUCUUCGAGCAUAUCAAUUGCGGGUGGCCGGGCUGACUAUGGAACAACAUCAGUUCGAAGAGACCUAA
Messenger RNA from Diaporthe amygdali, 954 nucleotides. Its product is annotated as methyltransferase. Gene Ontology annotation, molecular function: methyltransferase activity. NCBI's taxonomy places the organism in Eukaryota, Fungi, Ascomycota, Sordariomycetes, Diaporthales, Diaporthaceae. The record is from RefSeq and is a predicted model, not a curated record. The transcript is spliced from 7 exons. The coding region runs from base 1 to 954 and encodes 317 amino acids.